Vicia faba (fava bean) is the source of this 3429-nucleotide messenger RNA. The record is from the annotation of a GenBank genome assembly. Lineage: Eukaryota; Viridiplantae; Streptophyta; Magnoliopsida; Fabales; Fabaceae.
AUGGCAUCGCCUUCACCUAAUGUUGAUCUCUUCGAUGCAUAUUUUCGACGUGCCGAUUUGGAUCGAGACGGCCGUAUCAGCGGUGCCGAAGCCGUUUCUUUCUUCCAAGGCUCCGGUUUGCCCAAAAACGUUCUUGCACAGAUUUGGGCAUUUGCAAACACACAUCAAAGUGGUUUCCUUGGUCGUGCGGAGUUCUACAAUGCACUUAAACUUGUUACAGUUGCACAGAGCAAGCGCGAACUCACUCCUGAAAUGGUGAAAGCGGCAUUGUAUGGCCCAGCCGCAUCUAAGAUUCCUGCUCCUCAAAUCAAUUUCAGUGCCACAGCUACACCUGCACCUGCACCUGCACCUGCACCGGCACCGGCACCGGCACCUCAGGUAAAUCUUGGAGUGAGGGGGCCAGUUCCAAAUCAAAACCUUCCUGCUUCACCGGUAAAUCAGUCAACAAGGCCUCUGCAAAAUUUGUCUGCUGGUAUUCCAACUCAAGGAGUGGCUGCUGUUGGAGGAGCUCGCCCUGCAAGUUCUGCUGCUUUCCCUAGUUAUGGAAACAUGGGUGGAGCUUCGCAACAACUGCAAAUAGCGUCCUCUCAGCUACCGGUUAGAGGAACUAGUCUUACUUCAACUCAGGAGGGCCCUGGUCUUGCAAUUACUACAUCUGGAUCAAAUGUUGCAUCUCUCACACCUAAACAAUCAGAAUAUGCUUCAUCUGCCACUAAGCCAGCAGAUCAAGUGGUCAAGAAUUCUAGAUCCAUGGAUACUUCUUUGAAUGGUACUGCUUCUGAUUCAUUUUUCGGAGGGGAUUUUUUCUCAGCCAGCUCCACUCAGCCAAAGCAAAAUUCUUCUCCACAAGGAUUUUCUUCUACCAAUUCUCUGCUUUCAUCUGCCAUUGUUCCUGUAUCUGGAGGGAACCAGAAUUCUAUUAGGACUAGUUCCCCUGAUUCAUUGCAGAGCUCACUUGCUACUCAGUCUGGCAGUCCACAUCUUCAGCAGUCAGGCAGUCCACAUCUUCAGCAGCCCCGUCCACAUCUUCAGCAGUCAGGAAGUCCACAUCUUCAGCAGCCCCGUCCACAUCUUCAGCAGUCCCAGCCGGCGGUAAAACAGAACCAGCAUGCCCCGGUUCAGACGCCUAAUAUGCUUAGUUCAUCUGGACUUCAAGUGAGAUCGCAGGAUUCUGUGUCAGGUCAGCCCCAAUCUCCAUGGCCACGAAUGAACCAGACUGAUGUUCAGAAAUAUACGAGAGUAUUCAUGGAAGUAGACACAGACAGAGAUGGGAAAAUCACUGGGGAACAGGCGAGGAACUUGUUUCUUAGUUGGAGAUUACCAAGAGAGGUUUUAAAGCAGGUCUGGGAUUUAUCUGAUCAAGAUAAUGAUAGCAUGCUUUCUCUCAGAGAAUUUUGUAUUGCGCUGUACCUGAUGGAGCGACACAGGGAGGGACGUGCUCUUCCGGGUGUACUUCCAAGUAGUAUAGUUCUUGAUUUACCUCCUACCGGUCAACCUGCUAAUGUCCACAGUGCUGUAUCUUGGGGAAAUCCACCAGGUGCUCAACAACAGCAAGGGGUAGCUGCAUCUGGUGCUCGACAAGUGAACCCUGCUGCAGGUCGGCCACCAAGGCCGGCUGCUGUCCCUCCAUCUGAUGAAGGAUCUCAGAACAAGCAGCAGAAAUCCAAAAUUCCAGUCUUGGAGAAGCAUCUCAUAAAUCAACUGAGUUCAGAUGAGCAAAAUUCAAUUAACUCGAAGUUCCAAGAAGCAACAGAAGCUGAUAAGAAGGUAGAAGAACUUGAGAAAGAAAUAGUGGAGUCGAGAGAGAAAAUAGAAUUCUUCCGUGCAAAAAUGCAGGAACUUGUUCUGUACAAGAGCAGAUGUGACAAUCGUCUUAACGAGAUCAUCGAAAGGAUAUCUGCCGAUAAGCACGAGGUAGAGAUUCUAGCAAAGAAAUAUGAUGAUAAAUAUAAGCAAGUUGGAGAUGUAUCAUCCAAGUUGACGACUGAGGAAGCCACAUUUCGUGACAUGCAGGAGAAAAAAAUUGAAUUAUAUCAAGGGAUUGUCAAGUUGGAACAGGAUGUAAAUACCGACGACACGGUACAGGGGCGUGCUGAUCGCAUCCAAUCUUCCCUUGAUGAACUGGUGAAGUCUCUAAAUGAAAGGUGCAAGCAGUAUGGAUUACGUGCAAAGCCCACAACACUAGUGGAGCUACCCUUUGGCUGGCAACCUGGUAUCCAGGAAGGAGCUGCUGACUGGGACGAGGUUUGGGAUAAGCUUGAAGAUAAAGCAGAAUUUGCUCUUGUCAAAGAAUACACUCUUGAUGUGCAAAACACCAUAGCGCCUCCAAAACAAAAGUUACCAAAGGCUGUGAACACGAAAGCUUUGGAUAUUGACAGUCCAAAAUUUGCUGCGUCACCUAAGAGUGAUGAUGAUAAGUCAGAAAAACCUCAGACUACAAAUGAACAGGGAGUAGACAACGGAUCUCCUUAUAAUAAAAGUGAUGAUGGGUCUGCAAAAAGUGCUCCUAAUAGUCCAUUUGCAAGCAGUACUAUUGGAAGUCCGCAUAGGGACUUUGUUGAUUCUGACAUUCGAAAGAAUUCCGGUGAAGAUAGCUCUCCCCGUAAUCAAGAUGCCGCGCCAGAAACCCAAAGUGAUCACAGUGGCGAGAAGUCUUUGUUUUCUGAAGACAAAGUUUUUGAUGAAUCUCAUUGGGGGGGAACCUUUGACGCAAAUGAUGAUGUUGAUUCAGUUUGGGGAUUCAGUUCCAGUAGCAUCACUAAGGAGGAGAGAGAUCUUGAUGGAGCUGGAGACAGCUAUUUCUUUGGUUCUGGAGACCUGGGCCUGAACCCCAUUAAAACAGCAUCACCACAGGCUGGUGGUCCUUUCCAGAAGACCAGUGGGUUCAGUUUUGAUGAUUCUGUUCCAAGCACCCCACUUUUCAGCUCGGGCAGCUCCCCGCAAAAGCCUAAAGACUGGUUGGAAAACGCCUUUGACUUUUCAAGAUUUGAUUCAUUUAGCACACAUGAUAGUGCAUCUUUACCUGCACGGGAAGCACCGGUGCGAUUUGAUUCAUUUAGCACACAUGAUAGUGCAUCUUUACCUGCUCGGGAAGCACCAGUACGAUUUGAUUCUGUCCUCAACAGUGUGGAUUAUGAUCAUGGUUUUCCUGCUUUUGAUGACUCGGAUCCCUUUGGCUCUGGGCCUUUUAGGACUUCAUUCGAUAGUCAAACUCCUAAAAGAGGAUCUGAUCAUUGGAAUUUAUCAGAAAGCCAAACUCCUAAAAGAGAAUCUGAUCAUUGGACUUCAUCAGAAAGUCAAACUCCUAAAAGAGGAUCUGAUCGUUGGAAUUUAUCAGAAAGCCAAACUCCUAAAAGAGAAUCUGAUCAUUGGACUUCAUCAGAAAGUCAAACUCCUAAAAGAGAAUCUGAUCAUUGGAGUGCUUUUUAG